Molecule: messenger RNA, 2619 nt
Organism: Closterium sp. NIES-65
Lineage: Eukaryota; Viridiplantae; Streptophyta; Zygnematophyceae; Desmidiales; Closteriaceae
Source: the annotation of a GenBank genome assembly
AUGGAGGAUGUUGAGGGAGCGGCGGCGGUGGCCGUGGAGGGAGCGGCGGUGGCCGUGGAGGGAACGGGUGGGAUGUCGGCGGAUGUUGUGUACGUGCGAGGGGAGGGUGCCGAUGUGGAGAAUGUCGGCGUGGAGGAGGCGCACGUGGUCGGCAAUGUGGUUGGCGACGCGAAGGAGGAGGAUAACGCCGCGGCCCCGACGCCGACGGGCGUGGAGACCACCACAGGGAACGCAGGGGUGGAACGCCGGGGUGGAGCGGUAGAGGCGGGCCGUCAACCGGGUUCCCCAACAGCUGGUCGGCAGGCAACGCCGGCCGUCGUCGCGCAACUGCGACAGGAGAACAGGUUUGCGAUGGGGAUUGGCCGCCUCGUGGACAAGCUCAGGUCGUUGGCCGACCAGGUCGCCGCCUCAGACCAGGACGCGUCGAGUUGGCUGAUGGACGCGUCCUUGACCAUGGCGACGACCGUGACGGAGAACAUCACCGCCAACAUGGGUGAAGCAUGGGAUGCGAUGAAGGCGUACGCCGAGAGGGCGGAGUGCUGGUUGGACGAUCUAGAGAAUCCGGAGGGGUUUAUGGCAGUGCAACGUGCGAACGCGGUCGUCGCCAUGGGCAACCACGUGGACGAAGCGAGGAAGGGAUUGGAGGAAUACAUAUCGAAGCACCUAGUCACCGCGCAGACCAACAUCGCCGCCGCGGUAACUCAACGCGUCGCCGUCCCGCCGCCCACGCCGCCCGCCCCACCGCCAGCCUUCCCGGACGAGCUCAUGAAGUCUUUCAAGGCGGACGUGUUGAAGGCGGUGAUUGAGGCCACCCAGCAGUCGUUUGUUGUGUCCGGGUUAAACCUCAUGACCCAGGUGAUCGGCCAUCUGGCGCCUGGUCGGCAUGGGUCGUCGCCGUCGGCCAAUGAGGCCGACAAAAAGGGUGCGAAAAGGGCGGGCGACGGAGAUGAUGCGUUGAGCUCGAAGCGAAGCAAGGGAGCCGAUGGGAGCCGCGGCGUCGGCCAGGUGGGUCGAGGCGGCUCGCGGAGCAAGGGAGCCGACGGGAGCGGAGGUACGAGUGUGGUCGACCAGCUCAAGAAGAACGGGGCCAAGGUGAUAAGGACGCACAGCAAGGGCGAUGGAAUCAGGAGUGCGGAGGGGGGCCCUGCCGACCAGGUUGCCGCUCAAGAGGCUGGACCAACAGCCCCGCCAUUGGUCGCCGAGAAGCCGGCCAGUCUAGCGACCGCACCAACGGCGAUAGAUGGCGGCGCCAAAACCGUCAAGGGACCGUCCGGCGGAGUGGCGGGGACCACGUCGAUCCCCCGCAACCCCCCUGCGGCUAGCAGCGCGCCGAUCGCCCCGUCAGCCGCCAACAACGAUGGAACGUCCCUUGCGGCUUCUCCAGCACCAGCAGGCACGUCUGCCGCCAAGGUUGACGCGGUGGAUGCUGCGGCUAACCGCGCUGGUCCGUCCGCCCCAAAGGCGAACGCGCUCAGGGAAAUGCUCAGCCGCAUGGAGACCCAUCGACAGGACGUGCAGCAGCCUCCCGUGGUCGGUACCGCGCCGGCCACAACAGCACGUCGCUCGGUCACUCCCCAGGUUGCCGCCACAACGUCCAGUGCCCCACCUACCGCGCCUAUCAUCGCCGCCCGUCCUCCUGUGGACCCAAAGUCCGAGUUGCUUCGCGCCCGGUUAGGCGCACGUACUGCGGCAGCGCCCGCACGGGCUCAGCCGGUAUCCAGCUCAUGCGCGACACUGACGUCGGUGACCGUAGCUGCACACACACUCGGUGCGGCUACUGUCGAGGCGGUGGCGGAGAAGGGCGUGAGUGCAGCGCUAGCCACGGGCGGCAGAUCAGUUGACCCUGCACAGGCGGCGAAGGACCACAACGACGCCGAUAUCGCUGCCAUCCAGGACCUGUUGGAAGCCGUAAACCGCCCCAAGAAGCCCCCUGUGCUGGCCAUCUUGGACUCGGCGAGUCCCACCGGUUGUACAGCGGAGCCAAAGACGACCACUGCUGCGGUCGGCGCGGGAAAGUCGAAACGGAAGGGGACGGCCGACGCAGGGAAAGCGAGGCCGAGCUCGAAGAAGAAAACACGGGCGACGUCGGCGAUGGUGAAGUCGGUGGAGAAAGGACAGGGGAUGGCGACGGCGAUGGUGAAGGAGAAGGCGGCGGAGAAAGGGAAGGAGAAGGAGAAGGAGAUGGAGGAGAACAAGGAGAAGGAGAAGGAGGAGAAGGAGAAGGAGGAGAAGGAGGAGGAGGAGGAGAAGGAGGAGGAGGAGGAGGAGGAGGAGGAGGAGGAGGAGGAGGAGGAGGAGGAGGAGGAGGAGGAGGAGGAGGAGAAGGAGGAGAAGGUGGAGGAGGUGGAGGUGGAGAAGGAGAAGGCGGCGACGGAGGAGGAGAAGGUGAAGGUGAAAGAACGGAAGGGUCAUGGCAUCCGCCACGACACCACGAGCGACAAGCAAGGGUGGGUGGGCGAGAUUAAGGUGGUCGGGAACGAGAGCAGGUACAUCGGCAAGUCCCGCGAGAAGAUGGAGCUGGCGUACCUUCACUCGAUUGUGUACCUCCUGUACGAUGGUUACGUCAGCAAGAUCCUCAUGGCCGAGCUCACCGGCUUGGAGGAAACAGUGAUGAAGUAG